UCUUAUUGUGGCUCUCAAUCUGAUAAAAUAUCGUGUGAAAAUGUCUCUGAGGAUCUGGGUGUGGAAGAGAUGACUGAAUCUCCCAUUACUGAGAUCAGUGUGCAUAAAGACUAUGUGGUUUGGCCUUCCCUGCCUCAUAUUAUGCCACUUGAGGAGGGAUCCCUGGAAGGAGGAGAAAACUGUAGUGUGUAUACAGUUGAAUCUCCCUCUGGAUGUCCAAUUCAUGACAACAUGAGUCAAGAAGAGGAGGCCCCACGCAGAAUGAGGAAGCGCAAUCUGGAAGGUUUGCUAAAGGAAGAUGAAAAGGUGAAGCUCCAAGUUGGAGUGAAGAGGUUGGCUCACGCGGCUGCUGCGCUGGUGGACAGAUCUCAUCCUCGAGGCAGGCCACUCUUAGGAGACAGAGAUGGGAUCCAGAUUGGCUAGAAGUUCAGCGCUCGAUCCUUUUGCUCGCUGUUCCCCACUGGGGUUUGAUGCCCGCUGGGUUUAUGUCUUCUGGCAGUAGUUCGCUUAGUCGCAGACGUUUACCAACAUAUCUUAUCCUGGGUCUUUUGUUUCGUUGGGCUGUGGCUUGUGAGUGUCAUCAGGUUUUCGCCCCAUGGCGGAUGGUCCGUUCCAGGAUCGUCCUGCGGUGGGUUUCCUGAUGAUACACCAACUCGCUCCCCCCUUUUUAGUUUCAUUAGCUCUCAAAAAACAGGAGGCGGUAUCUUCCAUUCUGUUAGUGGUUAGUGGCAAGGUUGUCAGAAUCGCGAUUUUGUUAUACGAUUCUACGACUUUACGAUCCAAACUAACUCCUAUGAUUCUACGAUUUUAGUUCAUAGAAUCUACGUUUCUACGAUCCUGAUAGUGAAGAUUUUACGAUUUGCGAUCUUACCAUCAGAGCUCCGAUCCGAUUCAAAAUCGCGAUUCUGACA
Triticum aestivum (bread wheat) is the source of this 911-nucleotide messenger RNA. RefSeq lists its product as uncharacterized. Lineage: Eukaryota; Viridiplantae; Streptophyta; Magnoliopsida; Poales; Poaceae. The record is from RefSeq and is a predicted model, not a curated record.